UGUUGAAAUGUUGAACUAUGUAAGAGUCUCCUAAAUCCACCAUUUUAAAAAGCUAAAAAAAAUUAAAACUUAUAUAAUUGCUCUCGUUGAGAGUCGAACUCAAGACCUCCCGCUUACUAAACGGGUGCUCUAACCAACUGAGCUACGAGAGCUUUGUAUUAAAAUAAUCCAACAAUAUUAUUUGUACUAAAACAGUUAAUAAAAGCAGGCCGUAAACCCGACCCGACCCAAAAAAAUCAAAACUAGAAAAAGAAGCAGAAGAAAGAAGAGAGAGAAAGAACUGAAAAGAAAAAUGGAAGACGACGAAGAACCACCGGUAGCCAUUGAAAUCGAUGAAACCAUCUCAUACCAAAACCUACAAAACGACGAAGUUUCAGUCGUCGGCGUCACCGUCAUCACCGGUUACCUGGGUGCCGGAAAAUCCACUUUGGUGAAUUAUAUAAUAAAUUCGGAACAUGGGAAGAAAAUAGCAGUGAUUUUGAAUGAAUUUGGGGAAGAAUUAGGGGUUGAAAGAGCUAUGAUCAAUGAAGGUGAUGGUGGUGCUCUUGUUGAAGAAUGGGUUGAGCUUGCUAAUGGUUGUAUUUGUUGUACUGUUAAACAUAGUCUUGUUCAAGCUUUGGAGCAGCUUGUUCAGCGUAAGGAAAGGCUUGAUCAUAUAUUACUCGAGACAACAGGCUUGGCAAACCCAGCUCCUCUUGCAUCUGUCCUUUGGUUGGAUGAUCAGCUGGAGUCUUCUGUUAGGCUUGAUUCGAUCGUCACUGUUGUUGAUGCCAAAAAUCUCCCUUACCAGCUCAAGCAACGUGAUGAUUCAUCUUCUUUUCCUGAAGCUUAUUAUCAAAUAGCCUUUGCGGAUAUUAUUAUACUGAAUAAGGUUGAUUUGUUAGCUCGAGAACAACCUGAAGGUACUCUGGAAGACUUGGAGAAGGAGAUACAUAAGAUUAAUUCUCUUGCUAAUGUCAUCCAUUCAGUUCGUUGUCAAGUUGACUUGUCUAAGAUAUUGGAUUGCCAUGCUUAUGAUGCUACACAUGCCUCUCAUUUGGAAGCCUUAUUGGAAGAAAACAAAUCUUUAUCUACUGGGGAUCUUCAUGAUGCUAGUAUCAGGACCCUAUGCAUAUCUGAGCCACAAGCGGUGUCUCUUGAUAAGGUUCGCAUAUGGCUUGAAGAGAUUCUUUGGGACAAGAAAGGUGGUAUGGAUGUCUACCGCUGCAAAGGAGUUUUAAACAUUUCAGAUUCUGAUGAACUCCAUACCCUACAGGCUGUGAGAGAAAUAUAUGAUAUCGUUCCUUCCCGUGCAUGGAAAAAUGAAGAAACUCGAAUGAACAAAAUUGUAUUUAUCGGUCAAUGCUUAGACGAAGAAAUUCUGGCUGAUUCUUUUAAAUCCUGCAAGGUAACCAGCUAAGAUUUGUGUUUCAAGUGUUGCUCAGUUGAGGAUGAUUUGAUAUUAAAUAGGUUGACUAGAAAUACUUCUACAAUAUGAGUUCAUACUUGCUUGACUUGGUAGUUCUCUGCCUUCAUUUUGGUUGCUGUAGCCUUGAGUAUUGCUAUGAUCCUUUGCAAUACAGUUAUACUGUAGCUUUGAAUACCAUGGAUAACACAGAGUUGUACAUUAGUUGUUUACCGGAGAUAAUUGUUGUUGACGAAUUUUUUACCUUUUCAACGUCUGCAUUGGAAGAACUCUUGGACCAAAAUUUCGGAAA
Messenger RNA from Chenopodium quinoa (quinoa), 1697 nucleotides. RefSeq names its product COBW domain-containing protein 1-like. The record is from RefSeq and is a predicted model, not a curated record. Gene Ontology annotation, cellular component: cytoplasm. The transcript is spliced from 9 exons. Lineage: Eukaryota; Viridiplantae; Streptophyta; Magnoliopsida; Caryophyllales; Amaranthaceae. Bases 293 to 1399 code for a protein of 368 amino acids.